GGGUUGUGCUGCCAAGUUUAGUGUUUCUGGGAUGUGUAGUUUUGUUAUUUUGUCCUAGGCCAAAAUUUCAUUACCCUUUUAUAUAUAGAUAGAUGUGUAUUUUGACCUCAUGCAUAAGUUGAAGACAGGUUUGGGGGGCCAAAAUUGAAUUGUAUCUCAGUUGGACAUGAGGAAAUGGUUUAGAACAUGAAAAAGAUAAUAUUUUUAAAGGGAUGGUUGAGGACGUCAGAUAUGCCAUUGUGUUCUUGAUUUUUUAAAAACAAAAACUGUGAAGACACCUUGUUUGGGAAUUCAGAGUAUGUAGCUCAAGAUAAUAGAUUCCUCCAGUUGUUUCUGUUGAUAUUAUUCUUCUAGUUUGAGCUGGACAUUGUGAGCAGGGGGUGUUUACUUUGGAUAGGAAGCCAUUUCAACUGGCAGGGGAUGCCAGGAAAUUGAAUUAACCGAGAACAGCAUUCUAGUCUCAUGAUGCUGAGCACAGUGGGUCAGUUGCGAGACUUGAGUGAAUGAACAGCUCCGGGUUUCCUUUUUUCUCGAGUCUGAAAAAGUGGGGCCUGGGGAGAACUUGGUGAGAGGCUUCUUCUGCAACCCCUGCCUUCUACCGUAACCCGGGAGUGACAAUGUCUCACCAUAUGGGCCAUAAUAUGACCGGCUUGGCAAUGCCCACCUCUGAUCCUCAUGCGCACCAUCACAAUACGAUGGCUCCAGGACACAUGCACAGUGAAGGGAUGGCAAUGACCUUCUAUUUUGGAUAUGAGAAUGUGCCUUUGCUGUUUUCCGGGCUUGUCAUCAACACACCUGGAGAAAUGGCAGGAGCAUUUGUGGCCAUCUUCUUGCUGGCCAUGUUCUACGAAGGCCUGAAGAUUGCUCGCGAGAGCCUCCUCCGGAAGUCUCAGGUCAGCAUCCGCUACAACUCCAUGCCCGUCCCGGGACCAAAUGGCACCGUCUUAAUGGAGACGCACAAAACUGUUGGGCAACAAAUGCUGAGCCUCCCGCACCUUUUCCAGACGGCCCUUCACGUCAUCCAAGUGGUGGUCAGCUACUUCCUCAUGCUCAUCUUCAUGACCUACAACGGCUACCUCUGCAUCGCUGUGGCCGGAGGCGCCGGGACUGGCUACUUCUUCUUUAGCUGGAAGAAGGCGGUGGUGGUGGACAUCACCGAGCAUUGCCAUUAACCCCAGACGCACAGCCUCUGGACAGGACCAGGUUGACUGGAAACAUGCCAACGACACAUUUGGGAUGCCCUCCCAUCAAUGCCUGUGCCAUUCAGUCGCUCUUUUCCCCGGCAUCUUCCCUCUUGGGUGGUUGGAAGAGAGCUGACAACUGGCGAUGGCCGCUUCGGUAGGAUUAUUGGCUUAUAUAAUAGAAAUGAUUAGCGGUUUUGAUCAUCUUAUUUUUAAAAAAGACUGUCUUAUGAUUGAGAGUAGCAGGCGCAGGCCACGAUUCCAUGUUCUCUCUGUAAUGUUUUUAAACCGACAAUGUUUGGAUUGGGUGGGAAUCAAAUGAACGAUGGCAUGGAAUCAAAGCCGAGAGACCCAGAGAUGUAAACAAUCAGCAAGUUGAUGCAAUUGGUUCCGAUGUUUUUUUAAGCAGCUUUGAGUUCCUCAUUCUUUCUAAAUCUAUCAGUUCUUGUCUUUGGCCCAAAUAAAUAAUUGGACGCAGACAAUCUGAUGAUAACGGCACAUGAUGCGAAUUGUCCGUCGCCACUUAAUUGUGAAUGUGUAAAAUGUAUGCAAAUCAUUUUUUAAAAAGGAAAAAGUAUCAGGCAUCUUUUAAAUAAACGGAUGGAACAAACGCUGGCUUCAGUGUGAUGCAAAGGCUGACAAUUUGUUCUGAAACAAUCCAACCUGCCCUUUGUAUCCAUGUCUACAACUACCUCAGAUAAGACUGGGACAAACGGCCCGAAGCUGUGAGCCUUCUCUCACAUUUGGUACACUUCUGUGGCAAACAUUGCUUCUCAAUAUACAAGCCGGCCUGCUGUUUCAGGACAUAAGGAUGCUUUUGAUUAGACCCAUUUUACAGGAUUCGCAUUUGGGUUUGCUGUCCCAAAUGGCUGUGAACCAUGUUUCUUGACAUACUUGACUAUUGAAAAAUAAUUUGGUGUUUUGAAGGCUUUCAUGGCCAUAAUCACUGGGUUGCUGUGAGUUUUCCAGGCUGUAUGGCCAUGUUCCAGAAGCAUUCUCUCCUGAUGUUUCACCCACAUCUAUGGCAGGCAUCCUCAGAGGUUGUGAAGUACAAGAGAGAAUGCUUCUGGAACAUGGCCACACAGCCUGAAAAAUGCACACAAACCCAACCCAAUAUUGGUCUUAACAAACACACUAAUGUCUGUGUGUUUUCGAAGGCUUUCAUGGAAGGAAUCACAGGGUUGUUGUGUGUUUUCCGGUCUGUAUGGCCAUGUUCCAGAAGCAUUCUCUCCUGACGUUUCGCCCACAUCUAUGGCAGGCAUCCUCAGAGGUUGUGAGGUACAGAAGAGAGUGCUUCUGGAACAUGGCCACACAGCCCGAAAAAUGCACAACCGAACUUAAUAUUGGUCUUAACAAACACACACACUAAUGUCUGUGUGUGGUCGAAAGCUUUCAUGGCCAGAAUCACAGGGUUGUUGUGUGUUUUCCGGUCUGUCUGGCCAUGUUCCAGAAGCAUUCUCUCCUGACGUUUCGCCCACAUCUAUGGCAGGCAUCCUCAGAGGUUGUGAGGUAUAGGAGAGAAUGUUCUGGAACAUGGCCACACAGCCUGGAAAAUGCACACAAACCCAACCCAAUAUUGGUCUUAACAAACACACUAAUGUCUGUGUGUUGUCGAAAGCUUUCAUGGAAGGAAUCACAGGGUUGUUGUGUGUUUUCCGGUCUGUCUGGCCAUGUUCUAGAAGCAUUCUCUCCUGACUUUUGCCCACAUCUAUGGCAGGCAUCCUCAGAGGUUGUGAGGUACAGGAGAGAAUGCUUCUGGAACAUGGCCACACAGCCCGAAAAAUGCACAACCCAACCUAAUAUUGGUCUUAACAAACACACUAAUGUCUGUGUGUUGUCGAAGGCUUUCAUGGAAGGAAUCACAGGGUUGUUGUGUGUUUUCCGGUCUGUCUGGCCAUGUUCCAGAAGCAUUCUCUCCUGACGUUUUGCCCACAUCUAUGGCAGGCAUCCUCAGAGGCUGUGAGGUAUAUACAGCCCAGAAAACACACAACAACACUAAUGUCUCUUUCUAUAGCCCUAACCGUGAGAAAAAUAAAUAUUGGGAAUGGAAACCUCGAGUAAACACUAUCCUAGAAGUACAAAUGUUCUCGGCUAUAACUUGGUUUAUAUCCUUCAGGUUUCAGAGAUCCAAACCAUGUAAAUCAAAUCUGCAAAUACGGAGGAUUGACUGGAUUUUUUCUUUGGAGAAAGGGGAAGAAACAUUGCCUUUUCUUCCUUGCCAAGAUUACAAGAAGCAGCAGGAUUGUCUCAGCAACAGAUGUCCUUGCUGCUAAAUUGUUCACAAAGGUGCUAUGGCACAUCUCUUAUACGAUGCGCCAUUAUUUCAAACCGGUACUGCGUAUUGCCACUGGCCACUAAAUCCAAGUCAAGGGGAUUCAAAGAAGUUUGCAAGGUUCAAUUGUUGCCACUUAGAGCACUUCAGUUUUACAAGGGGAGGCAUAUAGAAACAUAACCACCCUCUAUUGUCAUUAUAACGAGCCACAUUCAUAUGAGCUAAUACGAUUUGUGUUGCCAGUGCUUUGUCCCACUGUAUUCAAGAAAGAAAAAGGUGCCUUUUCUAUGUUUCCAGUCUCUAUCUUUUCUAGCAUUGUGCCUCGCUGGAUGUACAUAUAUAUUUAAUCCAUAGUGGAGAUCGCCCUCCUGAUACUGUUAUGUAAGUACUGAUUAUCAGUCUGUAUGUAAUUAAUAAAGCAGAAUGUAUCUUAAA
Messenger RNA from Anolis carolinensis (green anole), 3888 nucleotides. RefSeq names its product solute carrier family 31 member 1 (gene slc31a1). Gene Ontology annotation, biological process: copper ion transmembrane transport. Gene Ontology annotation, cellular component: plasma membrane. The coding region runs from base 618 to 1172 and encodes 184 amino acids. Gene Ontology annotation, molecular function: copper ion transmembrane transporter activity. The transcript has 5 exons. The record is from RefSeq and is a predicted model, not a curated record. NCBI's taxonomy places the organism in Eukaryota, Metazoa, Chordata, Lepidosauria, Squamata, Anolidae.